AUGACCCGGGGCUGCCCAAAGCUGGCGCCCCUGCAGCCCUUGCCGCCCCUGCAGCCGAUGCAGCUGCAGACUCCACCUGCUGUUGCUGUCACCGCUGCCACCUCUGCUGCUGCCCGCUGCCGCCUGCCACCGACUGCCACCGCCUGCCUGCUGCUGCCUGCCGCCGCUGCCCACCACUGCUGCCACCGCCGCCUGCCACCGCUUCCCUGCGGCCGCCACCAGUCAGUACUAGCCCUGCCGUCUGCCACUGCCGCCCCUGCUGCCGCUUACCUCUGCCUGCCGCCGCCACCUACCUUCUGCCACCCACCGCCCUUGCCUGCGCCUACAGCCUGCUGCCCGACGGCAUCCGUGUCCGCCUGCGUGCCACCGCCGUCUGCUGCCGCAGCCUGGCUCCACCGGGCCCAGCUACCUAACCCCGAGAAUGCAUGCCAACGCUGCCUGCCUACCCCAACCGCUGCCGGCACCGCCUGCCUACCGCUGCCACCUGCCAAUCGCCACAACGGCCGCCUGCCUAAUGCUGCUGUCUGCCACCUGCCUGCCCCCGCCGCCUGCCUUCUGCCGCCGCCUGCUAUAUCCUUGCACCACCCGCGGCCCUUACCUGCCGUGGCCUGCCUGCCAGCCGCUGCUUACUGCAGCCUGCACCUGCUACCUCUUACCUGCUGCCACUACCUGCCUACCGCUGGCGCCAGCAGCGCACUGCCCCCACUGCCUGCCUCCGCUGCAGCCUGCCUCCUCCUGCCACCUUCCCCCGCCACCUGCCUCCGCUGUCUCCUCCUGCCCCCGCUGCCACCUGCUGCCACUGCCGCCUGCCUUCGCUUCCUGCCGGGGCUGCCUGCUACUACCUACCACCACCGCCUGUCUGCCAACCCUGCCUGCCGCCGCCCGCCAUCCUUGCCUGUGUCUCCCUGCCUCCGCCUGCCUGCCCGCACCCCCUGCCGCCGCUUACCGCUGCCUACCGCCGCACCCUGCCGCCACCACCACCACCACCUGCCUACCGCGGCCGCUUGCAGCCCGCUGCCGACGUUGCCUGCCACCGCCUGUCUGCCCCCACUGCCCACUGCCCGCCACAGCCCACUGCCGCUUCCUUACCACCGCCCGCCACCGCACUCCGCCACCACCGCAUGCCUACUACUGCCGCCUGACAACAGCUGCAAUUCCCGCCUUCCUAACACUGCUGCCUGCGGCCACCACCUGUCCCCGCCACCCGCCUGCCACUGCUUCCUGCCACCACCGCCUGUUGCCAUCUGCGGCUACUGCCACCCGCCUCCGCUGCCUAACCUCGACGAUGCCUUCCAAUGUUGCCUGCCUACCGCCGCCACCUGCUGCCGCUGCCCCCUGCAGCCCGCUUGCCCCCACCGCCUGCCGCUGCCGCCUGACGCCGCUGCCGUCUGCUGCCCUCACUGCUUGCCGCCGCUGCGGCCCGCCUCCCCCUGCCACCUGCCCCUGCCGCCUGCCGCCGCGUUCUGCCACCGCUUACGGCCGGCUGCGACUAUCAGCCGCCGCUUCCUGCCUGGCCCCUGCUGCCUGCAGCCCGCCACGGCCUGCUGCUGCUUACCUACCACCGCCUGCUGCCACUUACCACUACCCGCCACGGCAGCCCACUGCCACCACAUGCCUACCGUUGCCGCCUACCUAACGCUGCUGCCUGGCCCUGCCACCUGCCGCCGCUUCCUCCCGCCGCUUACCACUGCCUGCCCCCGUCUGCCACCUCUUGCCACCGCCGCCCCCUGCCUGCCCCUAGCCGGGGCCUGCCGGCCGCCACUACCUGCCCCCACCACCUGCCCGCCGCCGCUUCCUGCCGCCACUGCCCGUUGCCACCUGCGGCUACUGCGUUCCCCCAGUGCUGCAGGCUGCCUGCAACUGUCUGCCACCUGCCUGCCGCAGCCUGCCUGCCCCCGCCCCCUGCCGCCGCCGCCGCCUGCUACCUCCGUCCACCGCCCGCCGCCCUUGCCUGCCUGCCGCCGCCGCCUGCCUACCUGCCGCUUCUUACCCAAGCCCGCCACCGCUUCCUGCCGCCGCCUGCAAUCACCUAUCGCCGCCGCCCACCACACUUGCCUGCCGCUACCUGCCUCCCUGCCCCCACCGCUUACUGCCGCCCCCUGCCUCCACUGCCUCCAACACCUCCCGCUGCCACAUACUGACCCCCACUAA
Molecule: messenger RNA, 2151 nt
Organism: Mirounga angustirostris (Northern elephant seal)
Lineage: Eukaryota; Metazoa; Chordata; Mammalia; Carnivora; Phocidae
Exons: 2
Coding region: 1-2151 (716 amino acids)
Source: RefSeq, a predicted model, not a curated record